This is a messenger RNA of Penicillium odoratum, 189 nucleotides long. RefSeq lists its product as uncharacterized. The transcript is spliced from 2 exons. The record is from RefSeq and is a predicted model, not a curated record. Lineage: Eukaryota; Fungi; Ascomycota; Eurotiomycetes; Eurotiales; Aspergillaceae. Bases 1 to 189 code for a protein of 62 amino acids.
AUGAAGCUCUUUGAUGUGUUCCUCCCUCCGACAAUCGUUGUCCUGGCUAUGGCCGACUCUGUCGCUGAUGUCGGUAUCGGUUUCCGCGGCUAUAUUGAGAGAAACACCAGCUUCGAAAUGGAGAAGGAGAGUGGCCGUAGAGGCAUGAUAUACUUUCCGAGGACCUGUACUGUGAAGCGGGAUGAUUGA